This is a messenger RNA of Camelina sativa (false flax), 804 nucleotides long. NCBI's taxonomy places the organism in Eukaryota, Viridiplantae, Streptophyta, Magnoliopsida, Brassicales, Brassicaceae. The record is from RefSeq and is a predicted model, not a curated record.
AUGGUGAUGCCGGACGGCUUUCCAAGGGAUUUGUUAGAGGAGAUACUUUGUCGCGUUCCGGCCACAUCUCUGCAGAGGAUACGAUAUAGUUGCAGACUAUGGAACAACAUAUGCGACACUAGGAGAUUCACAAGAAAGCACUUCCGUAAAGCCCCGAAGCAGUGUCUGAUUCUCAUGAUGAACGAGUUUAGGGUUUCUUCGAUGAGCCUUAACCUCUUUAAAAAUCCAUCCACACGUGCACUUAGCUUGCCCGACCCUUGUUUUAGUUCAGAACAAUUCGAGAUUUCCAAAGUCUCACACUGGGAGGGAUUAUUACUAUGCACCAACGUAUACCAAACUAGAAUCGUGGUUUGGAACCCGUGUACUGGUGAAACCAGAUGGAUUCAAACUAGACAAACUGGCGGCACCUGUGCUCUUGGAUCUUACCAUGACAAGAAUUCUCACGGUAAGAGCUACAAAAUACUGUGCUAUAAUAUGGGUAAAUUCUACCCGAGACCAGAAUUUGCAAUUUAUGAGAGCAACUCUAACUCAUGGAGGACUAUUGAUACAACCCUUGAGUGCCACGUAGAACAUAGUGAGUUCUGCGUGUCUUUGAAAGGAAAUACUUAUUGGGUUGUUUCAGCUGUAAAACAGAAACAGCUUGGCGUAUUCUUACUUGCUUUUGAUUAUACAACUGAAACAUUCAGACGUCUCUGUCUUCCGUAUCAGUGUCCUAGUUUUGAAGUAGUGUCUCUAUCAGUUGUUAGAGAAGAGAAGCUUUCGGUGUUGUUGCAACGCGACGCUAGAUCAGUGACAGAGAUAUGA